Messenger RNA from Lobosporangium transversale, 420 nucleotides. RefSeq lists its product as hypothetical. Lineage: Eukaryota; Fungi; Mortierellomycota; Mortierellomycetes; Mortierellales; Mortierellaceae. The transcript has a single exon. Bases 1 to 420 code for a protein of 139 amino acids. The record is from RefSeq and is a predicted model, not a curated record.
AUGAUGAUGAAAUCAACUUUCGCACCCCUCUUUCUUCUUGUGGCCUUGAUUGCUCUUUCUACCACUCAACAAGUGAAAGCUCAAGAUGUUACGCCUACGACCACUCCUACGACCACAGCCAAUGCCGAUCCAGUGACCUCAGGAUCGGGAUCGAAACCCACCAUCACAGGAGCCCCCUCAGUCCCAGGGGGCAAUUUCACAACCAUGCCCAACUUUUCAUCCUUGGCCACCAUGAUUGCAUCCUAUGCAACAGGUCGAUCUGUUCAUCCUGGAAAUGCCCCUACUUCUAAACCAUCUCCCAGCUCUGCAGCGGCUUCUAGUUCUCUCUUGACGGAAGCUUCUCGUUCCUCUUUGAUGGCCGGUAUGGCUUUGGUCAUCGUUACAACAUUGAUGUCUGCCAUUGGAACUGUUGCUUUCUAA